GAAUGACCGGGAGAUCGUCCGCAAAUCAAAGAGACUCGUCGAGUAAGCGACGAAUUCUCGGAUCGCCGUUCAAGUCACCUGAAAAUGUGAAUAAUAAGUCAUCAGGCCAAUCGCUAUUUGCAAGUAAUGUUGAUAAAAAGGGCGAUGCAUUGAGUCCAACUCCAAAUAGAUUAAAGCAAAACGAUCGCGGGGUGAACCUCGACCAUCCCAUCAAAGAAGAAAGCUCGAGUGACGAGAUUGACCAACCCAAUGAGUUGAUAAGUAACAGUGAUAUAACUUGUCCAAUAUGUAAUGAAAAUAUGAUAACUUUGAACCAAUUGAAUCAACAUAUAGAUGACGUUCACUCAUUUGAAGAUAAUGACAAAGAAGAUUCCAAAUUAACAUUACCAAGAUUGAUAAAUAGUGAUUCCAUUGGUAAAGAUUUGAAAAAUUGGCUUACUGGUAAAACUAAUAAUGAAAAUGUACCUGAUAUAACUAUAAAUUCUCCACUGAAGAAAACGAUUAACUUGGAUCUAUUAGAUGAUAAUAAAGGCUUUACUUUUAGAGAUAAUAUAUCAAAUGAAGAACUCGGCGGUAAAGAUAUAAAGAUCGAUGAUUCAAAAAUUAAUAGAAGCCAUUGGAAACAACCGUCACAAUCUUCAACAAAUCGAUGUUCUCAAUGUAACAAAGUUUUAAAUGUUAAAAAUGGAAUGGUUAACUGUCGAAAAUGUGGUGACUUAUUUUGUAAUCAACAUACCCAUUAUAAAAUCAGAUUAAGAAAUUCAACUACUGCUAAAAAGUUACCGCUUUAUGAAGCUUCCAGUAAAGGAGUUUGGAGUAGAUGCUGUGAAAACUGCUAUUUUAAUAAACCAGAUUUAUUUGAAGGUACCUCAAUAAAAUAUAAUGACCUAACAAGACAAUUUAAAAAGAAAAGACAAGAAUCUUUUGAUGAACAACAGAUUAAUAGAAUUAAAUUACAGAAAAAAUUUAUCAAGCUAGUUAAUUUAAUGGCUGAUAAUUACCUUUGGAAAAUUAAUAAUCAAUCCGAUACAUUAAUAAGUUUCAAUAUGUUAUCUAUUUUCAAUGUUUCUAAUCAGGAAAAAUAUAAUAAAGAAAUAUUACUACAAGAGCAAAUUUCAAUAGUUGGCGAAGAUAAUUGGAGUAGUGAUGAAGUGCAUCUGAAUUGCUCAAUUUGUUUUACAAAAUUUAAUUUUAUUAUAAGAAAACAUCAUUGCAGAUUAUGUGGACAAAUAGUUUGUGAUGAUUCGUUUGGUGAACGCAAAAAUUGUUCAAUAAUAGUUCCAAUCAAUAAAUUGCUUGAUAAAUUAUCAAACUUAAAUUACUCCUUGCAAGUUAGAGAAAAUUGGCAUCAACUAAUGGAAAUCAAUGAGAAUUUCGUCAAAGAUUUUUCUAUUAGAUGUUGUAAAAAUUGUAAAGAUGGAAUAUUAUUUGAUUGGAGAUUAUCUAGUUUGAACGAUUAUAGUGAUGAUCAAAAACCAAUUUUUAAAAAAUAUGAUGAACUACUAAUGAUUAAAAACAAUAUUAACCAAGUCACUUCAAAAUACAAACAAUUGAUUGAAGAUGAUGAAAGUGAUUUAAAUGAAAUUAAUAAGCUAAGAAACAAACUCAUGGGGUUCAUAAAAGAUUUGGAAGAUUCAGUUAACAGGUUUAAAUAUUGCUUUUUCAAUAAAAACAUCCAAACUGGAACUUUUUCCGUUAAUGAAGAAUAUCAUACUUAUUCUCCUUUGAUUAAUAACAUUCAUAAUGGGUUUUUAAUCUACUUACAAGAACACCUUUUACAUUAUAAAGAAUUAAACCAAUUGUUUAAAGAACGAGAAAAUCGCAUAUUACAACAAGCAAAACUUAACCGAUCCAUAUCACCAAAUAAUCUUGACGUUCAAUCCCCAACUCCUAAGUCCCCAACUCCUAAGUCCCCAACUCCAACACCAGCUUCUCCACCACCGCCCCAAGCCCAACUUACCAAAAAACAAAUCAGAGAACUAAGAGAGCAAUUGAUGGUGAUGAAUGAACAAAAAUUCAUAAUUGGUAAUAUGAUCUCAGAUACUAAAAAGCAACGAAAAUUCGAUGAGUUGACUCCUUUGAUCGAAAAUGAUAAAGAACUUUCCAAAACAAUCGAAUCCUUAGAAAUUCAGUUAGGUGAUUACGGGUUCUAAUCACCUUUUCUUAUCAAGCUUGUUGCAGUU
This is a messenger RNA of Hyphopichia burtonii NRRL Y-1933, 2183 nucleotides long. It is a transcript of the gene PEP7, whose product is annotated as Pep7p. NCBI's taxonomy places the organism in Eukaryota, Fungi, Ascomycota, Pichiomycetes, Serinales, Debaryomycetaceae. The annotation marks the transcript as partial. Gene Ontology annotation, biological process: DNA repair. Gene Ontology annotation, molecular function: metal ion binding; DNA binding. The record is from RefSeq and is a predicted model, not a curated record. The transcript has a single exon.